Drosophila montana is the source of this 2268-nucleotide messenger RNA. RefSeq names its product spartin (gene spartin). Gene Ontology annotation, biological process: cell division; negative regulation of BMP signaling pathway. Lineage: Eukaryota; Metazoa; Arthropoda; Insecta; Diptera; Drosophilidae. The record is from RefSeq and is a predicted model, not a curated record. The transcript has 4 exons. Bases 326 to 2023 code for a protein of 565 amino acids. Gene Ontology annotation, cellular component: plasma membrane.
CAACAAGAAUCAAAACACAAACAGAAACGCACGCGCUGCACGGAACAUUCGAUUUUUUGUUCUCGAAUUUCUUAUUCGUACAUAACGAUGUCAUUGGCACAACCGAUUGAGAAAUAUAGUAGCAGCUGCAUGAAAUGGCAAUACGCGUAGAUAAGCUCAAGAAUUGUUGACAUAGCCAAGUGCAAAGUCUGCGAAGAGCGCAAAACAACACGGCGAUUAGUCAGCAUCCGUCUAUCCCCGGUUUCUCUCACAAUCUCUCUCCUUGGAAAAAGUUCUCCUCGUAGAGAGCGAACAGGACGUGAUAAGAGUACAAUUUCGCAGCGUCAUGUCAACGGAAUCGGAAUUCCUAGAGGCCUACGAGCGCAUCAAGCUCUCCUACAAGGCGGCCAUGGCACAGGUCGAGCAAGCCGUAAGUCACGAGGAAGCCGAGUCUGAGGCGGCCCUCGCCGCCUAUGCGCAGGCGCUGCACAUGGUUGAGGAGACGUUCGCCAUACCCGUUGGCCUGCCGGAUGAGAUCGAUGUGGUGCAGACGCAGUGGAACGAUGCCUGUGCGAUAAUCCAAAAGCUAAAAAGCGCCAAGACGGAGAUCAGCUAUCGCCUUCAAGUGCUGCGGGCCAAGCAGUCGCCCAUUGAUGAGAGUGCCAUGGAGGCGCGGGAGCCGGAAGUGCCAGAUGGACAGUCGCCGAGCAAGCGACCACUGCUCGCAGAGAAUCCCAAUACAUUCUACGAUAUAGCAAAUGCCACUGGCAGACCGAAGACCUACAAGGAGCUGGCCGUUGGGCUGCGUGAACUGCUGGCCUGUCACGAUGCGCAAGCACAGCUGGAUGAGCUCUUCCAGGCGCAAGUGAAGCUGUACAGAAUCGAGGCUGGUGGCCAGGUAGCCACGCUGACAGGCAGCACCAAAAUGUCCCUGAUUAUGUGCACCGUGGGCGGCAAAUGGAAAUAUUUGAAUGGCAUUUACUUUAUACAGUGCGAUAUGCCGCAACCGGAACAGUCCACAGAGGUGGGCAUGCCGAUCUGGCUAUAUCCACUUAUACCCAAUGUAUCCAAUUGCUAUCGCACCGAGUACGGCGCCUUCAUUUUGCCGGACAUGGAAUCAGCGCAGCCGGGCAAUGCCUUUGGCAUUAUGCUGGAGCGGCCACAGCGUCCGCUUAGCACGAGCGCCGGCGAGACGGAGGAGGAGCAAAUGGCCGAUUUGCAGCAGUUCUUUUUGGAUCUGCUCGAGGCCGUGCUGGCGGACACUGUGGAGCAACUGCAAUCGCCGCGCACACGACGUGCUGAGGCACAGCUUGGGCAGGCAACCAGCUCGGAGCAGGUGUCCAAGCACAUUGUGUGCGCAGCGGAUUUCAUAGCGCGCAAUCUGGUCAAAGGCGCCGAGAAGACAGGUGGACUCAUGAUGAGAACUACGCCAUAUCUAAUAUCCAAAAUGGCGCCUGCUGCACCAGAUGGCCAGACUCAAGUUCCCAGCUCGGUGCAGACGGGCGUCGAUGUGGCGCAAAGGGUGACGCACGCGGCGGCCGGCAUGACCGGCUGGAUAGCCGGCAAGGUGGGCACAGCCGCCAUGGCAGUGGGCGGCUAUCUGGCACCACAGGUCCAGACCCAGGGCUCACGGCUGUUGCAGAAGGGCUUCGGCUAUGACACCAGUCAGGCUAAUAGCGCCAUGGAAGGUGCCCUGACAAUUGCCGCCGGCGCCGUGGAGGGCUUCUCCACGGUGUUCGAUGGCCUCGAAACAUCGGCCAAGAUUUUGGGCAACAGCCUGAGCGAGAAUUCCGUCAAAAUAAUUGAGCACAAAUACGGCUCUUCGGCUGGCACUUUGGCUUGCGGCACAUUUGAUACGGUGGGAAAUGCCUUUAUCAUUAGCCAAAAUGUCAACAUUAUAACGCCUAAGGGUAUGGCCAAGAAGUUGGUCAAGAAAACGGGCGAAGCGGUUGUCGUCGAAUAUAAACGUGAUUUGCGUAAACCGGAAUCUCAAUAUAUAAGUGCGGGCGCUUUGUAUCCGGAUUUGCGUGCACUCAAGGAAUAAUAGACAAGUGCACUGGAGCUGAUCAUAUUGCUUAUAUACCAUAAGACUUUCCAUUUAAUUCAUUGAUAUUAUUCUGUAAUCUCCGCUAGUCUACCUACGUUUAUAUAUUGUUACAAUUUCCAAAGAAUUGGUUGAUAUUUAUGAGUAAUCUCUGCUAGACCACAUAGUCUAUAAAUAAUGAAUAUCCUUUAUUAUAAAAAUAAAUAAAUAUAAAAUAAAGAGAAUUAAAUAUUGAAAUCCCUAAA